Bipolaris zeicola 26-R-13 is the source of this 1851-nucleotide messenger RNA. RefSeq lists its product as uncharacterized. Lineage: Eukaryota; Fungi; Ascomycota; Dothideomycetes; Pleosporales; Pleosporaceae. The coding region runs from base 1 to 1851 and encodes 616 amino acids. Gene Ontology annotation, biological process: protein folding in endoplasmic reticulum. Gene Ontology annotation, molecular function: thiol oxidase activity; FAD binding; protein-disulfide reductase activity. Gene Ontology annotation, cellular component: endoplasmic reticulum; endoplasmic reticulum membrane. The transcript has 3 exons. The record is from RefSeq and is a predicted model, not a curated record.
AUGCGCUCAGCGGCGCAUGUCUUCUACCUAACAGUCUUUGCGCUGUUGGGUAGUACGCAUGCUACAAGCCAUGCUGCGCCUUCAAAGGCGCAAAGUCCUCCUCCAAACGUUUGCGACAUAUCGCCUGGAGCCAUAGUAUCAGACGCUUGCGCAAGCUACAGCACCCUCGAGCAGCUAAACGACGCCAUACAGCCUUACCUCCAGUCCAUUACCCAAAACACCGACUUCUUCUCACAUUACCGAUUAAGCCUGUACAGCAAGAAAUGCCCGUUCUGGGACGACGAGAAUGGCAUGUGCGGGAAUGUGGCAUGUGCGGUCAAUACACUAGACAAUGAGGAGGACAUACCGCUGGUUUGGCGCGCAAAGGAGCUGGGUAAACUCGAGGGACCGACCGCACAACAUCCGGGAAAGAAACAGCAAAGGGAAGAGCCCAAGCGGCCGCUACAGGGAGAACUGGGAGAAGAUGUGGAUGAGAGCUGUGUGGUGGAGUACGACGACGAAUGCGACGAGCGCGACUACUGUAUACCAGAUGAUGAGUCGGCGACUGCGAAGGGCGAUUACGUCUCGCUCGUAGACAACCCAGAACGUUUCACCGGAUACGCAGGUGUAGGAGCUCAGCAAGUCUGGGAGGCCAUAUACCGCGAGAACUGCUUUAGCAAGCCCCCGAAGAAUGCACCAGCGGCCGGCGGGUCGUCUCCACCCAACUCGCCUUUUGGCGCCUUUGGGAACCAGCAACAGAUGCAAGCGGCUAACCAGCUCCGGAACGUCAUACAAGAGCAGGGCCAAAAGCAAAAGUUUCAGGCUGCUAUUGCUCAAGGAUCACCGGUAAACAGCCUUGACCCUAUUGAAUUCGACGAUACCUGCCUGGAGAAGCGCGUCUUUCAUCGUGUCAUCUCGGGCAUGCACGCGUCCAUAUCUACGCACUUGUGCUGGGACUACCUCGACCAGAAGACUGGUCAGUGGGGACCCAACCUGACGUGCUAUGAAGAGCGCCUCCAUAACCACCCGGAGCGCAUCUCCAAUAUCUACUUCAACUAUGCUCUCGUUAUGCGUGCCGUCGGUAAGAUCAGGCAGCACAUUUCCGACUACUCCUUCUGUUCCGAGGACCCUGAUCAAGACCUUCGCACCAAGAACUCUGUCCUUCGUCUUGCCUCGGCGCUCCCCUCUGGUCCCGAGAUUUUCGACGAGACAGUCAUGUUCCAGGAUCCUGACACCGUGGCCCUGAAAGAGGACUUCCGCAACCGGUUCAGGAAUGUAAGCCGAAUCAUGGACUGCGUUGGCUGUGACAAGUGCCGUCUUUGGGGUAAGCUCCAGACCAACGGCUACGGAACAGCGCUCAAGGUGCUUUUUGAGUUUGACGAGCAUGACUCCUCCAAGGACCCGCCGCUUCGCCGCACCGAGCUCGUCGCCCUCGUCAACACCAUGAACCGUCUUUCCCACUCUCUCUCCGCGAUCAAAGAGUUCCGCCGUAUGAUUGAUGAGCGAGAAGGCGUGGCCAAGGACGCUGCAUCUGCUGUACCCAAGACCGACUCGGGCGUCUUGAAAACCAAGCUCGCGCUCGAAGAAGCCGAGGACACGAAACCCAUCAACGUGCUUACCGGCGAUGAAGAAAUUCCUUCCUUUCAACGCGAUUGGGAUGCAAGAAACAUGUCGGCGUGGGAUGAAGUCAAGGCAGAAUUUAACCUCGUGAAGCGCACCGUUUACUAUAUAUUGUACCAGUGGACCCAGGUUCCAGGCCGAUUUACAAAGAUCUUCAUCCUUGAGAUGCGCCGUGCGUAUAACUGGUGGAUGGGCUUUGUUCCCGGUCCUAAAUCUUGGGAAAUUCGUAUUCCCACUCGUGAUGAGCUUUGA